GAACGGGAACGGGCCGUGCUCGGCAGCAGCACCGGGAACGGGAACGGGAACGGGCCGUGCUCGGCAGCAGCACCGGGAACCGGCAGCGAGCGGGCCCCGCCGCUCUGCCCGCCCGGGGAUGAGCCCGUGCCAGUGGGAUGGACGGGAGCACCUUGCCAGCUGUGGCAGAAGAGCUCUUGAGAGAGAUCAAAAAGGCUUUUCAGGAGACCUCACAGGUCCCUGAUGAGCUGCUGCUGGGGCUGAAGUUCAUUUUUGGCCCAGCUGCAGUCCCAGCUCUGGAUUUGGUGGAUCAGCGUUCUGUCACCCGGCUCAGGUCCCCCAGUGGAAGGAUUCUCUACCAGGUCCUUGGGAGCUCAGGCAAACUCUACACCUGCUACAGCUCCUGCCACUUCUGCACCUGCCCUGCCUUUGAGUUUUCUGUGCUGCAGAAGAGCGAGAGCCUUCUGUGCAAACACAUCCUGGCUGUCUACCUCAGCCAGGCCCUGGGAGCCUGCCAGGAGCUGGCUGUGUCUGAGGAGCAGCUCACAAACAUCCUCCUGGCUGAGGAAGAGGAUGAAGGAUGAAGGAUUCGGAUCACUCCUGGCAUUUUAAAUAUCUACAAGGCUGUCAAAUGUUCAUUGAGGCUGGUAGAUUUCUUCCUGUGCUGCAGCCAACUGUGACAUUAAUUAGCAGCCUGGCACUGAUAAAUUAAUUAAUUAGG
Molecule: messenger RNA, 700 nt
Organism: Taeniopygia guttata (zebra finch)
Lineage: Eukaryota; Metazoa; Chordata; Aves; Passeriformes; Estrildidae
Gene: ZSWIM7
Product: zinc finger SWIM-type containing 7
Biological process (GO): double-strand break repair via homologous recombination
Cellular component (GO): Shu complex
Molecular function (GO): zinc ion binding
Source: RefSeq, marked provisional